AUGACUACCUCGAGUUUGUCCAGAGAUUUUCGUAAGAUAAACAUCGAGCAGUACGAGGAAGACUUUUACGAGGACGAAAUUGUUGAUAAUGGAGCAAGAGGGCCGGAUAUGAAUCAAGUUCAGUCAUUUAUUAGUGCCGGAAAACCACAGGAUGCACUCAAGGUUGCUCUUCAAAAUGCACCAACUUGCGUUAAUAAUCCACAGACGAAAAAAACUGCUGCUGAGAUCGUUGUAAGAGCCUUGACGAGCCACAAAAACUCUCAAAUUCAACCAUCAGUGGAUAGUUUGACUCCGGACGAGCUGGAUAUCCUUAUGAAGUACAUUUACAAAGCAUUUUCGCUGAAUCAAGACUCGAACACCUGCGCUAGCCUCCUUCAAUGGCAUGACAAAGUUCACACGAAAGCCGGCUCAGGAGCGAUCGUCCGUGUUCUUGCUGAUCGAGAACGGCUUUAA
This is a messenger RNA of Oikopleura dioica, 453 nucleotides long. The record is from the annotation of a GenBank genome assembly. Lineage: Eukaryota; Metazoa; Chordata; Appendicularia; Copelata; Oikopleuridae.